AUGAUGCUUUCCCUUUCAGCGCUGCUGGUGGCAUCAUACACCUUUUCGGUGUCGGCAUACCCAGCUUCCCAGUUUCAGGUACCACUCCAGCCUCAAGACCACUCUCAAGGCUAUGAAUUCGAUCCCCUACUGCAUCUCCCCGGUAUUUCACCAUAUUUCGAUGCUGUAGGCUUUGGUCUUGAACAUACCGCACCCGUGGGAUGCAAGGUGACAGCUGCAUCCUACAUCAUUCGCCACGCAUCAAUCUAUGGAAAUGAUGAUGAGUAUCAAACAUAUAUCAGGCCAUUUCUUUGGAAGCUGGAACAACAUCGUCAAGGCUGGUCUGGCCCCUUGGAUUUUAUGGAGCAAUGGCAUUCCCCAAUCCUGGAAGAUCGGCUCGAGGAUAUUACACCUGCUGGUGCCGAGGAUGCUGCGAAAGUCGGAGAUCAUCUCCGCAAACGCUAUCCCGAACUAGCUCCAACGGUCAAAAGAAUACUGGCCGAUAAAAAGGCACGAACAUAUGACACCGCCCAGGCCUUGGUCAAAGCUUUCCCCCACGGCCAAGACGUCGAGGUUGUUCGUAUCCUGCACGACACGAAUGGCAGUAUGGAUGCCUUGGUGCCGCACAAGUCAUGUCCAGCCUUCAACAAAGAACCCGGGAAAGAAGAAAUGGCCAAAUUCGUCCAUCAUUAUGCCCAGCACGUCUCCACACGACUCGCCCCAUUCACACCGUUUGAACUUAGUGACAAUGAUAUUGUCGGUCUUCAGGGUCUCUGUGGCUACGAGUCAGCGAUCCGAGGCCAACGCAGCCCUCUAUGCAAAGUCUUCACCGACGCCGAGUGGAUGUCCUACGAAUACGCCUGGGACCUCAGAUAUGCGCACAUGGUGGGGCCGAUGAACCCGCUGUCACCGUAUCUCGGAUUUCCAUGGCUGCAGGCCCAGAGCACUCUUUUCCAGCAGAUUGAUUCCGAAUCCGGCGCGACGAACACGGGUACAGGGUGGCCAGAAGGACAGCGUUUCUUCCUCAGCUUCACGCACCGAGAAGUCCCCCCUUUCGUGGCGACGGCCCUGGGAAUCUUCAACUCGUCGUCACUGGCGGUCGAGGAGUUCCCGACCGACCAUAUCAACUGGGUCCGAGCGUGGCGGAUGAGCGACCUCAUCCCUUUUCUUGGCCACGUCGGCAUGGAGAAGAUGACUUGUGACGAUCGGCCGGGCAGGAAGGGAGACUACAUCAGAGUCAUCGCCAACACGGCUCCGAGACCUAUCCCGUGGUGCCAGGACGGACCGGGAGCAAGCUGCUCGAUGGAGAAAUUCGUGGAAAUCAUAGCUAAUGGCUCGUCUAAGUACGGAGAUUUUCACAAGGUCUGUGGAGAUAGUCCGAAGUGA
This is a messenger RNA of Exophiala bonariae, 1365 nucleotides long. RefSeq lists its product as uncharacterized. Bases 1 to 1365 code for a protein of 454 amino acids. NCBI's taxonomy places the organism in Eukaryota, Fungi, Ascomycota, Eurotiomycetes, Chaetothyriales, Herpotrichiellaceae. The record is from RefSeq and is a predicted model, not a curated record. The transcript has a single exon. Gene Ontology annotation, cellular component: fungal-type cell wall. Gene Ontology annotation, molecular function: acid phosphatase activity.